This is a messenger RNA of Bipolaris sorokiniana ND90Pr, 853 nucleotides long. RefSeq lists its product as uncharacterized. The coding region runs from base 68 to 853 and encodes 261 amino acids. NCBI's taxonomy places the organism in Eukaryota, Fungi, Ascomycota, Dothideomycetes, Pleosporales, Pleosporaceae. The transcript has 3 exons. The record is from RefSeq and is a predicted model, not a curated record.
UCCUAGUGCCUCUCUUACUUACAUUCAACUCUUCCCUCGUCAACCCACCUCCCACCACCGUUCCAAAAUGCGCAACCCCAUCUCCGGCCCCGGUGUCCUCUUCGUCCGUUCCCGCAUCUCGCCCACCUCCCACCCCACCCUCUCCGAAUCCACCUACCUCGCCUGGUACGACACCGAGCACAUCCCAGACGUCCUCUCCACCCGCGACAUCACCAGUGCCUUCCGCUACAUCGACGUCUCCAAAACAUCUCCUGUGGGUGACUCGCGGAACCAAACCCCGUUUUUGGCAUGCUAUCCCAUGCCUGACUUAGCUUUCACGCAAAGCGAAGAGUUUAGGGGGAUUAGUGUAAAGAGUGAGCAGUUGCCAGGCAGUGGGAUUGUGUAUGAUCUUGCGGAUUUCGAAAUUAGUUAUUUGGGGUUUUUGGGGGCGACGCGGAGGAAGGGAGAUGGGCGAGCGAAGUUUAUUGUUACGGCUGGGAUCAGACCGAAGGAGGAGCCUGGGGAGGAAAAGGUUAUGGAGUUCUUUGAGAAGCAAACGGCUGUGAUAUCGAAAACGCCACGUUACAUCCGUACGCUGCACUUCAAGUUGUUGUAUGCAAGGACGAAUGCUCAGUCUCGCGCUUUGAAGGGACUACCUACUACCGAUGAGCCGCAUCCUGAGCCGUCGACUUGGUUGGCUAUCCAUGAGUUUGCGCAGUUGCCUGAAGAUACGGUGCUAGAAAGUGUCCAUAGCAGUGUAGAGACGAUCUUGAAUGGAUCGGAAACUAGAGAAGAAUGGGGGAGGUCGGAGAGUGAAGUGCAUGUUUGGAAAUUGGAUAGUGUCCAGGGGGAAGGCAUCUUUUUUGAUGAUUAG